AUGUACGCUUUUGGAACACAAUUGUGGAUGAACCAUUUCGGCCGUGCUCUGGGCUUUGUCUUCGUCCACUUAGUCAACCUGAAGGUGCUGUACCCGCUCCGCCUCACCAGCGUCUUGACGGGCGGCGUGCUGGCGGAGGUGUACACGGACAUGCUGCAGGUGGUGGUGAUGGUUGCGGGCGUGUUGGUAAUCCUGGUGACGGCCAUAGUGGAGAUGGGCGGCCUGGGCAAGGUGUGGGAGGUGGCCAGACAGCACGGCAGGGUGGAGCUGUUGAACGUGGACCCGAAUCCCCUGCAGCGUCAUAGCUUGUGGCUGGGCACUGUGCAGGGCUUCUUCCUCUCUGUGCAGAUGUAUGGGAUGUCCCAGGCUCAGGUGCAGCGCAUGUGCUCGGUGGCCACGUGGAAAAGGCUGUCAGAGCUCACUCACUACCUCAACUUCACCAUCAUCCUCUUUGUGAGCUCCUGCUGUAACAUGAUGGGCGUGGCAAUCUUCGCCGUGUACGCCAACUGUGACCCCACGGCGACGGGGGCGAUCCAGAAGGCAGACCAGAUCGUGCUCUUCUACGUGAUGGACCACCUCUCAAGCCUCUACGGCGUGACGGGGCUCUUCAUGGCCUCUCUCUAUGCCGCGGGGCUGAGUUUUUCGGGUGGUGCUAUAGGGUUGGGCGUGUCUCUGGCCUUCAACCUGUGGAUGUGUGUGGGCGCCCUGCUCUUCAGUCCCGCGCCCACGAUGCUCCCCUUCUCAGACGAGGGAUGCAACUCCACCACAUCCUUCCCCUCCACCCUCCCCUCCACCUUCUCUAAAGUCUGUGGAUCGAGGCCACGCUCUGCUAACCUGACGGUAGUGAUUUGUGAUGACUCACAGCGGCGCGCUGAGGCACGGGCUGUAGUGCUGGCUGCGGCUGGAGGGAAGGAAGGACACCCACUCCAGGGAGCGGAGUGGUCCUUUCCUGAUCAGAGUUUCCGUUAUGAAGGCACUAAAUUCAUUGAAUCAAUCUUCUGUUUUAGGGCACACGUGUUCCCCCUGUACCUGCUCUCCUACACUCUGUCGCUCAUUGGCGUCUCCAUCACGGUGUUCGUCGGCGCCCUCACGUCUCUCAUCUCCAAGCCGUGGACCACUGAGCAGGCAGGCAAGAUAUACCUCCAUCCAACCUUCUACGCCCUUCAGAGGAGGCGCGGUGUCCCACAAGACCCGCCCUUCACCAGCAUACAGACUCUCGUGCCCUUAGAGAAAUUUUGA
Molecule: messenger RNA, 1239 nt
Organism: Portunus trituberculatus (swimming crab)
Lineage: Eukaryota; Metazoa; Arthropoda; Malacostraca; Decapoda; Portunidae
Product: sodium/iodide cotransporter-like
Biological process (GO): sodium ion transport; transmembrane transport
Cellular component (GO): membrane
Molecular function (GO): symporter activity
Source: RefSeq, a predicted model, not a curated record